This is a messenger RNA of Loxodonta africana (African savanna elephant), 11499 nucleotides long. RefSeq names its product non-SMC condensin II complex subunit G2 (gene NCAPG2). Gene Ontology annotation, biological process: mitotic sister chromatid segregation. Gene Ontology annotation, cellular component: condensin complex; nucleus. NCBI's taxonomy places the organism in Eukaryota, Metazoa, Chordata, Mammalia, Proboscidea, Elephantidae. Bases 375 to 3797 code for a protein of 1140 amino acids. The transcript is spliced from 28 exons. The record is from RefSeq and is a predicted model, not a curated record.
GCGCUGCUGGAGAGCCUCCCUGAGACGGGACGCCGACCCCGAGGGGACGUUCGGGCGUUGCCUCCGCCCGGGGCCGACGCCCUUUGUUUUCCUCUCCGCCUUGAGGAGAAUUCCCCGAGCGCCCGAACCCAGGGGACCUGGCCCUCGGCGUGCCUCUUCUCUCUUGACGGGAGGGGACGAAGGACUCACAUCGGCGGGCGACGCGGCGACAGAGGUUUGAACUCUUUAGUAUUUCUCUCAAUUCAGCCAAUAUUGGUGCAUUUGCUGUGUGAAAAGCGGCGUGCUGUCGGAAUGGAUAACUGGCCGAGUGAGAUGGUCCUUGGCGUUGGAAGGGUUACAAAAUAAAUGACAUGUGAAAACCAGUUUCAUCUGCCAUGGAAAAACGUGAGACAUUUGUACAAGCAGUGUCUAAGGAGUUCGUUGAAGACUUUUUGCAAUUUGUUCACCUUCAUAAAGAUGCCUCUGACCCUUUCAAUCUAAAUGAGCUAUUGGAUGAAUUAUCAAGGAAACAGAAAGAAGAACUAUGGCAAAGGCUCAAGAAUUUAUUAACAGAAGCAUUGUUAGAAAACCCAGUGGAUGGGUGGCAGAUAGUAGAAAUCAAGUGUGAAGAUGACAUGGAAAUAGAACAUGAUUCGAAAAUGAAGAAAAACAUAGAAAUAAUUCAUGCCAUUACAUCCGUGGUUAUUACUUGUAUAUCUGUAAUAAAUGAGAAUGAGAAGUAUGAAGCCUUACUAGAAUGUGCCACCAUAUUAAAUGGUAUUUUAUACGCAUUACCUGAAUCUGAACAAAAACUGCGGAGUUCCAUUCAGGAUUUGUGUGUUACUUGGUGGGAGAAAGGCCUGUCUGCCAAAGAAGAUAUGGGAAAAACUGCUUUUAUCAUGUUAUUAAGGAAGAGUCUUGAGACUAAAACAGGUGCGGACAUGUGUCGGCUUUGGCGUAUUCACCAAGCUUUAUAUUGCUUUGAUUAUGAUUUGGAGGAAAGUAGAGAAAUUAAAGAUAUGCUACUUGAGUGCUUCAUAAGUGUUAAUUACAUCAAGAAAGAAGAGGGAAGAAGAUUUCUUAGUUCUCUCUUCAACUGGAAUAUAAACUUUAUUAAAAUGAUCCACGGGACCAUUAAAAACCAGUUACAGGGAUUACAAAAAUCUUUGAUGGUACACAUUGCAGAAAUCUAUUUCAGAGCUUGGAAAAAGGCUUCAGGGAAAAUAUUGGAGACAAUUGAGAAUGAUUGCAUUCAGGACUUCAUGUAUCACGGAAUCAAUCUUCAAAGAAAGUCCCCAGUGCAUUCAAAAGUACGAGAGGUGCUGAGUUAUUUUCACCAUCAAAAGAAAGUUCGACAGGGAGUGGAAGAGAUGCUUUACAGAUUGUAUAAACCUAUCCUUUGGAGAGGAUUAAAGGCCAGAAACUCUGAAGUUCGAUCAAAUGCUGCGUUGUUGUUUGUUGAAGCAUUUCCUAUCAGGGAUCCAAACUUUAAUGCUGUUGAAAUGGAUAGUGAAAUCCAGAAACAGUUCGAGGAACUCUAUAGCCUUUUGGAAGACCCUUAUCCAAUGGUCCGUUCCACAGGGAUCCUUGGCGUUUGUAAAAUAACAUCCAAAUACUGGGAAAUGAUGCCUCCAACCAUUCUUAUUGAUCUUCUAAAGAAAGUAACUGGGGAACUAGCUUUUGAUACAAGCUCAGCUGAAGUUCGUUGUUCUGUCUUUAAGUGUCUGCCAAUAGUGCUGGAUAAUAAACUAAGCCACCCGUUAUUAGAACAGCUUUUGCCAACACUGAAAUACAGUCUUCAUGACAAUGCUGAGAAAGUGAGAGUGGCUUUUGUUGAUAUGCUGCUGAAAAUUAAAGCUGUGAGGGCUGCCAAGUUUUGGAAAAUAUGCCCUAUGGAACAUAUUUUGGUUCGUCUGGAAACCGAUUCUCGGCCUGUGACUCGGCGCCUGGUGAACCUCAUCUUCAAUUCUUUCCUGCCUGUGAAUCAGCCAGAGGAAGUGUGGUGUGAGCGCUGUGUCACCCUGAUCCAGAUGAACCAUGCAGCUGCCCGGAGGUUCUAUCAGUAUGCCCAUGAACACACUGCCUGCACUAACAUAGCAAAGCUGAUUCACAUUAUCCGUCGUUGCUUAAAUGCCUGCAUCCACAAAGCAGUAAGAGAGUAUGAAGAGGAUGAUGAAGAAAGGGAAAAGGAGAAUGUGAGCGUUCUGGACCAAACACUGUCAGUAAGUGAUGUUGCAUCCAUGGCAGGUUUAUUAGAAAUCAUUGUAAUUCUCUGGAAAAGUAUUACCAGGAGUAUGGAAAAUAAUAAAGAAGCCAAAGCGUACACCAUUGACAAGUUUGCCGCUGCGCUUCCACAGUAUCUGAAAGUGUUUACGGAUGAUCGCUGCAAGACUCCUUUAUUUAUGCUCAUGUCCUUUGUGCCAGCCUCUGCUGUCCCUCCCUUCAGCUGUGGUGUUAUUUCCACAUUACGAAAUCAGGAAGAAGGAGCUGUAGAUAAGAACUAUUGCACUUUGUUAGAUUGCCUUUGCUCCUGGGGACAAGUGGGACAUAUCCUGGAGCUCGUUUAUGAUUGGCUACCAGAGGAACAGCCCCAAAGCAAGAGUAAUUCAGCCUCUAAACGAAAAGUGCGAAUUCAUGAUACACGCCCAGUAAAACCUGAAUUAGCCUUGGUUUACAUAGAGUAUUUGCUGACCCAUUCAAAGAAUAGAGAAUGCUUGCUGUCUGUUCCCCGAAAGAAACUGAACCAUCUUUUGAAAGUGCUUGACACGUCAAAGACAGAUCUAGAAUCAAUUUUGCAGUCAUCAGGUGAAAAACCUUGUAACUUCAAUCAAGCAACAGCCCUGCAAGCUUUUAGUCUCCAUUGUCGAUUAAGUAUUCACCUUCAGCACAAGUUUUGCUCAGAAGAAAAAGUUUAUCUGUCCAUUUUGGAAGACACUGGAUUUUGGUUAGAAAACAAAGUUUUAUCUUUUAUCCAAGAUCAAGAAGAAGAACAUCUGAAGCUCCAUAGGGUCAUUUAUCAGCAAAUCAUCCAGACCUAUCUGACUGUGUGUAAAGAUGUUGUGAUGGUUGGCCUUGGUGACUGUAAGUUUCAGAUACAACUUUUACAACGAAGCCUUAGAAUCAUGCAUACAGUGAAGGGAUUUUUUUAUGUUUCCUUACUUCUUGGCAUUCUGAAAGAGAUAAGUGGAAGUUCCCUAGUUCAGAAACCAGAUUCAAAUGAAGAAGUUGUAACACUUUUUGACACCGUCCAGAAAGUAUUUCAGAAUAUGUUGGAAUGUAUUGCACGGGGCUUCAAAAGGCAACCAGAAGAAGGCCUGCGGCUACUUUAUUCUGUCCAGACACCUCUGCAUGAGUUUAUAACCACCAUUCAGUCUUGGCACAUGAAUAUGCCCGUUCACCGGGGAGUGCUUUCUACUCUGAUUGCUGCACCGGUGGUGGAGAUAAGUCACAAACUGCGAAAGGCCUCUGAUAUCGAAGAGCUUACCCCACCAGAGUGUCUUGCAGACCUUCCACCAUUUUCAAGAUGUUUAAUAGGAAUAAUAAUAAAGACUUCGAAUGUGGUCAGGUCAUUUUUAGAUGAACUAAAGGCCUGUGUUACCUCUGAUGAUAUUGAAGGCAUUGUAUGUCUGACAGCUGUUAUGCAUAUUAUUUUGGUUAUUAAUAAAGGCAAACAUAAGAGUUCAAAAGUGAAGGAGGUUGGAGCCAUUGUUCAGAAAAAACUAAAGACAUUCAUGGAAAUAACUUUGCAAGAGGAUAGCAUCGAAAGAUUUCUGUAUGAAUCAUCAACGAAAACAUUGGGUGAACUUUUGAAUUCAUAACCAAGCAAACAUCUUCGGACAUGUAGAGCUAGAGAAAAAGGACUUAUAGAAAAUAUUUGAAAUGAAUGUUUAUUUUCCUAGUGUUUUUAAUAAGCCAUAUAACAGGGAAGGGGUGGGAUUUUUGGUGGGUAUUGGGGAGAAGCUUUUAGUAGAAAAUUCAAAAGUUCUUAAAAUUUGCCUGGUACCUGCAUAAAUUGUUUAUUUAAUGUAUAAGAGCCCAGAUGGUUAUCAGUGGUGCAGAAAUCAAUGGUGCAAACAAAAAGGACAGAUUUUCCUAGAAAACUUGGUUAUUUAAAAUGACAUAUAUGUAUAUAUAUAUACACACACACACAUACACAGAGAGAUAUACAUAGCUUAACAUCUAUGUGUCUGUGUGUCUGAGUGCCAGGACGCCAGACCCCUCGUCUUGAGGUCGGAGCCCCAUUUCUGCCCAGUUGCUGUGUGCAGCCUGGAGGCCACAUAGUCUGCUGUGAUGGAGUCCCAGGCCCAGACUCCCAACCCUGGUCCCCCUAGGCUCCCGCGACUCGAUGGGUCUCAUCCCCAUUUUUUGCUGGUGUGGUCCUGUAGGGUGCUAGUGGAAAUGUAUGCACGCCAGGCACCACGGUCCUGGCUCGGGCACCCUUGGCUGCCUUGGCUUACACCUUACCCUCACCGGGCAGGCUCUCACGGGAGAGCUGGCCUUCCCUGCUGCUGGCUUAGCAGAAUGGCAACAGUUGUGUCAGCAGUGUGGAGGAGAAAGUGCAGGUUGAUUAUUGACCCAUGCCUUCUUUCUUCAAAUACCGUAUCUAACCAGGCCAGUUUGAAGAGAAAAUGCCAGCAAGUGAUUUUUGUGGCUGACUCUCGCCUCUUAUAGUCUGGCCCGUCCUUUCAUAUUGCGCCACUACAAUAUGCCGUAAAGAGCCAAUGUUUGCUGUUUCGUGCUCAGUUCACAGUUCUGGGGCACCGAGUCACUAAUCUUGCCUAGCCAUAAAUGACUAAAACCAUUGGUGUGCAUUAGGUCACCCUGGCCCCGAGUGGUUUGUUUCUCCGUUUUCCCUUGGCUUUGUAUUUGCUUUAGGGUGACACUUUGGGUCCCUGACAAUUUAAACAUACUAAUAUUUUGAACACCUUCCCACGGCCCCACUUGGCAGUGAACCCACCCUGCCGCCCCUUACCCACUGGUAGGCCGCUGCCACUGGGAGGAGCGGGAGCCCGAUCCUGCCCCUAAGCACUCAGGGUUGGCAGGCAUCCCAGGCCUGGCCAGGGCAGAGGCACCAGGUCAGUCACUAAGAUCACUAUCCUGCUCCCAGGCCCACACCUAGAGUCUCCCCUCCAUGACCUUAACAGGCUGUGGGGGUGUGCACCAGGUGAACCCAGCCAAGAGCCUUCACUGGAGGCUUAGAAAGCGGGAGCUGCCCAGGCCGUUUGCCCCACAGUGGCCCCCAGGCCAUGCACCCAGGACCCCUGUGCGCUGCUGACCCAGGUGUGUUCACACAAUGUCCUAUUUCACAGAACUGGCCUGGACAUAAAGUGACACUUGUAUAUGUUGUUAGGUGCCAUGGAAUCAGCUGUGGCUCAGAGCAACCCUACCUACAGCAGAACAAAACGUUGCCAGGUCCUGUGCCAGCCUCACAGCUGUUGCUGUGCUUGAGCUCAUUGUUGCAGCCACUGUCAAUCCAUCUCGCCGAGGGCUUUUCUCAUUUUCACCGACCCUCUACCAAGCGUGCAGAACCAGUGACUGGUCCCUCCUAAUAACAAGUCCAAAGUACAUGAAGUUUGCUGUCCUUGCUUCUAAGGAGCAUCCUGGCUAUGCUUCUAAGACAGAUUCGUUUUUCUGGCAGUCCAUGGUAAAUUCAGUAUUAUUCAUUAACAGCAUAAUUCAAAGUCAUCAAUUCUUCCCUCUUCCUUAUUCAUUCUCCAGCCUCCGCAUACAUUAAAAAUUCCAUGGCUUGGGUCAGUGUACCUUAGUCCUCAAAGUGACAUCUUGGCUUUUGAACACUUUAAAGCAGUCUUUUGCAGCAGAUUUGCCCAAUGCAAUGUGUCAUUUGUUUUCUUGACGGCUGCAUCCGUGGGUUUUGAUUGUUGAUGCAAGUAAAAUGAAAUCCUUGACCAGUUCAAUCUUUUCUCUGUUUAUCAUGAUGUUUAUUGGUCCAGCUGUGAGGAUUUUUGUUUUUGUGUUUAGUUGUAAUCCAUAUCCUGAAAGCUUUAGUCUUUGAUCUUCAUCAGUAAGUGCUUCAAAUCCUCUUUGCUUUCAGCAAGCAAGGCUGUGUCAUCUGCAUAUUGCAGGUUGUUAACGAGACUUCCUCCAAUCCUGAUUCUGCAUUCUUCUUUGUGCAGUCCAGUUUCUCAGAUUAUUUGCUCAACAUAUAGAUUAAAUAAGUAUGGUACCGGUAGUCGUCAUAUAUAUAUUGUUUGGAAACUCUAAGUAACAAAGCCACGGCACAUCUAUUUAUAUUUUAUUCCAAAAUAUUAAUAUGUGUCUUUCCCUUUAGGGGCAAAGAUUGAUUUCUUAGAUUAAUCCUGUAUCUUUAAACCUAUCUUGUGUAGAAAGAGAAUAAAGUAGAUAGCAAAAGCAGAGAGGCUGAUGCUAGGCGCACAAGAGAGAGAGCUCAGAGGCAGCUCUUUUUAUUGUGUUCCUGAAUACAGCCAACCCUUUGGUUAGCAGCCAUAGCAUUUAAUCACUCUGCCACCAGAGUUUCCAAAAAAUAACAUGGCACACUCCCGUUUUUGUCUUAAUGAUGCCUUUAUUGGAUAUUGAGGCUUGGGUCCUGUGGCUAUAAAUGUGAGUAGCAAAGAAAUUAGUUUAGCCUGAAGCAUUUCUGUUAUUUUAUCUUUCAUUUCUAAGAGCUGUCACAGUUACAGAAGACAAAGUAGGUGCCAGGGUGCUGAAGGAGGAACGGGGUCUAGGCCUUCUCUGUGUAUCACCCGUGGCCCCAUUGUUCCCACCCUGUGAUUACCUCGCAGAUUCUGCAACCUGUGGCCCUUUUAACAGAUGGAAGGUCAGUGCUAUUGAAAUCUCAUGGUCAUUCUCUCAUUCUGUCCUCAGAUCUUAAGCAAAAAGUAAAGAAAUGCCCGUUUUUCAGUGCCUGUGUUACCCUGGUGGUAUAGUGGUUAAGAGCUACAGCUUCUGACCAAAAGGUUGGCAGUUCAAAUCCACGAGGCACUCCUUGGAAGCUCUUUGGGGCAGUUCUACCCUGUCCUAAAGGGUUGCUAUGAGUUGGAAUUGAUUCGACGGCAAUGGGUUUGUUUUAUAUAUAUAUAUAUGUAUAUUUCCCUAGAGCUCUGCUGCUAACUAACCAAAACAUCGGCAGUUCAAAUCCACCAGCCGCCUUGGAAAACCUGUGGGGCUCUUCUACUCUGCCUGAUAGGGUUGCUGUGAGUCGGAAUCGACUCAACGGCAACGGGUAUAUUUCCCUCUAAGAAGGUACAAGAAAUGGACUACUACUUAAUGUAGUUAUGAGUAUUAAGAGUAAGGUUUUACCAAGGGAUAUCUGGGAAAUGAGAAGUGGAAUAUGGAUUAUUAUUGCAGUUUAUUUCAGCUAAUUUUGAAAAUAUAACUAAAGAAUCUUUGCUAACUAAAACAUAUUCCGUAUUAGUAAAUGAUAUUGAUAUACAUUUCUGCCACUAUUGGUAAAUCAAAUUCAUUUUGCUAGGAUUUGUAUUCAUUUAAGAUUGUCAGUUAAUUGAAUAUUUGAGGGAGAGAUUACUAGUUGUUCCGAUUAUUCAUUCUCCUUUUUUUCCAUAGAAGUAACUACCUCUGAUCUUUUUGACUGGGUACAUGGUUUUUAAAAAAAACCACAUUUCUCAGCCUUGCACCUAGUGUGAUCUCGUAUCUAAAUGCUUCCCAAUAAGAUGUUAGCAAAAGUGUCAUGUGGCAACUUAAAAGAUACGCGUUAUAUCAUCUUCGCCUUUCUAACAUUCUGCCUGGAAUGGGGUUGUGGUAGAUGGAGCUUGUCAAGGAAAAAUUUUGCUGGACAGUGUUAAAACAGAUAAGGAUAAUUUAUACAAAAAGGAUUAUGGUAAUGGAGGAGAAGCAAAGAGCAUUGCAGUGGGGAGAGAGACCAGAACUGAGUUCCUACUCCACUGAAGCAGAAGCCAAGAAGAGUUUUAAAGGCUGAAGUGUGUGAGUAGAAAAAUACUAUUAGGGGAGGUUAAGCAGUGGGGUAUGUUGAUCACAUGGAGUUACCCCCUGAAGUUACUGUUAAGAGUGGAUGGACAGGUUCCAUCUAGAUCUGUAAAGGCCAGAGAGAGAUCUGAGGCCUAGAGUCAGGAAGAAGCCUGCCUAAAGUGUCGUCUAACUAAGGGGAAUGUCAGUGCUGGCUGUCUUGCUCAGCCGUUUUCAAGAACACCAGAGUGGGAUUAUUUCCAUGAUUACAGGGCUUAGGUAAAAUUAAAUGUUAUCAAGCUCUAGCUGCCAUAUUGGACUGUGAAGAUAAGACCACGUCAUACAGACAGUAUAGUUUUGAGCUAGAGGGAAUCUGGAUUUCUACAUUUAUACACUGACAUUUUUUAAUGCCCCAAUAUCUAUGGGAGGGGAGCUGUGGUGGCACAGUGGUUAAGUGCUAUGGCUACUAACCAAAAAGUUGGCAAUUUAAAUCCACCAGCCACUCCUUAGAAACCCUAUAACAAAACCCGUUGCCGUCAAGUCGAUUCCAACUCAUAGUGAUCCAAUAGGACAGAGUAGAACUGCUGUACAGAGUUUCCAAAUUGCGCCUGGUGGAUUUGAACUGCCGACCCUUUGGUUAGCAGCCGUAGCACUUAACCACUAUGCCACCGGGGUUUCCUGGAAACCUUAUAGGGCAGUUAUACUCUGUCUUAAAGGGCCACUAUGAGUCAAAAUCAACUCAAUGACCAUGGGUAUGGUUUUUGGUUUUAUCUAUGGGAGACCUAGAGAAUUGGACGUAAAAUAAGUCCCGAAGCAUGACUUGAACUAGUCUGAGGAUGGAUCCCUGCCAUCACAAUCGGGCACUUGACAUUUUAAUUAGCAUUUUUGCCUCAAACUCCUCUCUACUGCUGUGUUCUCACUUCCAGCACCAAUAUCACUUCUAUACUACCUUGCUGCCCCGUCCUUUACUGAAAACAGAUCUGUCCCUUCCCAUUUGUGCCAUUAACUUAUGUCAAAGACUGCUUUAGACUUACGUCAGAGUCUAACAAACUUUGUAUGGCUGGGAAAGCAAAUAUCUAGCAUUUAAAUUACUAUAAUGAAGACAUUCUGUCACCCACCAAGACUCAAGUGGGGAGAUCCUCCAAACAAGAAGAUAAUCUGAUGCAGGGUGGCCAAAAGAAAUGGCAAUAAUUGUAAUUUAAGUUCCAAUUGUCUGGAUCCACUGUUCUCGAACUUCAGCAUGCAUCGGAAUUAUCUGACCAUUUGUUCAUACAGAUUGCUGGGCCCCACCUCUAACUGAUCACUCAGCAUGUUUUUGAGAUUCGUACAUGGUUCUCUGUGUAUUCAUUCACCUGUUGGUGGCUAUUUGGGUUGUUUAGCUAUUACGAGUAAAGAUGAUAUGAACGAACAUUCAUGUAUACAGCUCUUGUAGCCAUUUAUCCUGGGUAAAUUUCUAGAAGUUGAAUUGCUAUGUAAUGUGUAAAGUGCACCUUUAACUUUUUAGCAAACUAUUCUGCACAGUGGUUGUAACAUUUUACAUUCCCAUCAGUUGCUACACAUUUUCCCCCAAAAUGGUUUUCAGUGUUUUUCAUUUCAUUCAUUCUUUUGGGUGUGUAAUGGCAACUCAUUCUAGUUUUAAUUUGCAUUUCCAUGAUGACUAGCAUUGCACACUACGCUAUUUGUGUAUCGUUGUUGGUGACAUACUAAUCAAGUCUCUGGUCCGUUUUUUGCUUCAUGUUUUUUUGCCUUGUUUUAUUAGUGAGUUGUAAGACUUCUUUAUAUGCUCUGAAUACAAGCCCUCUUAAGUUAAAUGUAUUAUAGUAUGUGGCUUGCCUUUUCAUUAUUUAAAUGGUGUCCUUCAAAAACCAGAAUUAAAAAAAAAAAAUUAAGUCCAGUUUAUCAGUUUAUACUUCUGUGAUUUGUGUUUUUUGUGUCCUCAGAAUUCUUCGCUUACCCCAAAUUGUGAAAUUUUUUUCUCCUGUGUUUCUUUUAGAAAUUUUAGUUUCAGCUUUUAUGUUUAGGUCCAUGAUCCAUUUCAAGUUAAUUUUUCUGUAUGACAUGAGGUAAGGGUAGAGUUGGAUUUUUGCCGUACAGUAGCCAGUAGUCCCUGUACCAUUACUUACGGCCAUGGAGUCAAUUCUGACUCGUAGUGACCCUAUAGGACAGAGUAGCACUGCCACAAGGGAUUUCAUGGCUGGAAGCUUUACAGAAGCAGACUGCCACAUCUUUCUCCCACAGAGCGGCUGGACGGGUUCGAACUACCAACCUCUCUGUUAGCAGCCAAGCACUUAGCCAAGGCUCCUUCUGUACCUUUAGAACAUAGUAUUUUUGUUAAUUAACUGCAUGACACACCUGUGGCUCUGUGCCUUCAUCUAGAAUAGUGGUUCUCAACUAGGAGCUCUUUAGCACUUAUUUUGCAAAUGUCUGGAGACAUCUUGGUUGUCAGAACUGGGCUGGGGGGGCGGGGGAUGGGAGGGGAGAGUGCUACUGACAUCUGAUGGGUAGAAGCUAGAGUUGCUUCAAAACAUCCUACAAUGCACAGGACGGACUCCCCCCGCCCCCCCGCCAAGGAGUUAUCCAGCCCCAAAUGUUAGUAGUGUGAUGGUGAGAAAACGUGCUAGAAGUUUUACCGUUUUAGCUCAUGAGUAGACCUGUGAUCCAUUUUAAUUUUUGUGUAUGGUGUAGUGUAGGGCCAAGGUUCAGUUUAUGUGAGUGUGUUUUUAACAUAAUUAUCCAGUUGUUCUAUACCAUUUUUUGAAAAGGCUAUCCUGUCUCCCAUGGAAGUACCUUGCACCUUUGUCAAAAUUCAGUUGACCAUCCAUGUGUGGGUCUAUUUCUGAAGUCUCUUCUUAUAGUUUGUGCUUUUUGUGUCCUACAACUAUACAAUUUCUGAAAGAAACAUAAGAGAAAAUUUUUCACAGUCUCAGGGUAAGCAAAGCAUUCUUAGGACACCAAAAGCACAAACUACCCAUGAGCCUCAUCAGCUACUCUUUUUCUUUUUUUUCAUUUGUCUUAGUUAUCUAGUGCUGCUAUGACAAAAUUCCACAAAUGGGUGCUGUAACAAACAAAUUUAUUUUCUCACUGUUUAGGAGGCUAGAAGUUGAAUUCAGGGUGUCUGCUCCAGGAGAAGCCAUUCUUUGUCAGUUCUGGGGGAAAGGAUGGUCCUUGUCUCUUCAGCUUCUGAUCCUUGGCUCCUUGGUGGUCUUCAUGUGUCAUGGCAGCUAUCUGUCCCCAUCUCUGCUUUCCUCUCUGCUUCCUUAAUCUUGCUCUUUUAUAUCUCAAAAGAAAUUGACUUACGACACAUGCUACACUAAUACUGCCUCGUUAGCAGAACAACCCAUUCCCAAAUGGGAUUAGAAUUUACAACAUAUAUUUUUGGGGGGACACAAUUCAAUUUAUAACGUUGUUGUAAAUCUGUCAUACAACUUUUGUCAAUUCAACUUUGUACAGGUGUACAACUUAAUUGACAGUAAUUACAUUAAUUGACUGUGCAAAAGCCCUACCCUUAAUGCCUUUUUUCCAUCAUUGUAAACCUAAACUCGGUACCCUGUGAGCAAUAACCUCCCCCUUCCCCUCUCCCAUCCACCCCUGGUAACCACUAAUAAACGUUGGUCUAUA